UAUACCUUGACCCAUCUUCACAAUAUCAAGCUAUUACAAACUGUAUCUUAUACCUUGACACAUCUUCACAAUAUCAAGCUAUUACGAACUGUAUCUUAUACCUUGACCCAUCUUCACAAUAUCAAGCUAUUACGAACUGUAUCUUAUACCUUGACACAUCUUCACAAUAUCAAGCUAUUACGAACUGUAUCUUAUACCUUGACACAUCUUCACAAUAUCAAGCUAUUACAAACUGUAUCUUAUACCUUGACCCAUCUUCACAAUAUCAAGCUAUUACAAACUGUAUCUUAUACCUUG
This is a messenger RNA of Lottia gigantea (owl limpet), 297 nucleotides long. RefSeq lists its product as hypothetical. The record is from RefSeq and is a predicted model, not a curated record. The annotation marks the transcript as partial. The transcript has a single exon. Lineage: Eukaryota; Metazoa; Mollusca; Gastropoda; Lottiidae.